AUGACACCGCAGAGCACUGGAGUUCGACACGGCCGCAUUUCAACGCAGCCCGGCUCAAACUCGAAGAGAUGGAAUAGAGAAGAGCUUCGAACCACGGAGCCACGACGUCUUAAUUUGCGCGGCAAAAUCCAUCCGGUCUUCUCCAACUGGAAAGAUCUAAACCGAGAACUGCGCAGGGAAUUGAAGCAGCCGCUUCUCCUCGCGAGCAGGCUUUUGGAGGCCGCGGGACUUCCCUGGGCCUCCGACUUCCUCGCCCACGACGUCUUUGUGAGAGGCUACCCCGGCCGGAAACCGAGCUGCCGCUGCAGCUUUACGCAUUCCGCCGCGGCGCGCGCAGACGACAAUGAAAUGGCGCCGCGGACCGUCGUGAGGCACCACCGCGCCGUGUGGGCAUCGUCGCACCUCAAGGGCCGGUGGACGCGUGCUGCAGAAAGCAAGCUUAGGGGCGAGGUGUCGAGUUCUGUGAGGUGGGAGCUGGACGAGGACAUGUUCCGCGAGCGAGGGUGGGCCGGGUACACGUGCCGGCAUCCGCGCAACGGGCAGACGCUAGACGAGCUUGAUAGGUACGAGACGAUCCGGCGGUGGGAUAAGAAAUGCGAGGCCCGCGGCCGCAGGAACAUGUCGAUUCUGGUCACGGCUGAGUUCCCGAAGCGUCUGGCCCAGUUGAGGUGCGAGGGAAAGGGACAGGGCGAGGAGUAUCUUUUGACGGCGUUCAUGACGGCCAUCACGCUCUUGCAUGAGCUCGGUCAUGCUAUUUACUGGAAGGACUGUCGAGCUCUCACGCGAGACCUACGGGAGCCUUUUUAUGGCGCCGACCUCGAGAUGGAAUUAGGAGAUAGCUUCGUCGCAUCUAUCUUUGGCGGCUGGAUACCGGUACAGAUUAAAAAUAUCAUCCACACCAAGGAGACAUUGGGUUUCUCAGCCGGCAUCGCGUGGAAGCAGGUGCUAAGUUGGGAUUUCCACCGUCUACGGCCCAAGCAUCGCGCUCACUACUCGAUACCCGUUGACUACGUAUCCCGCUUAUUCUCCGAGGAAGACUGGCUAGCGUCGCGCAAGGAUCUCCGAAGCACCUUGAUCCGGCCUCAGACGCUCGAGCCGGCUCUCAAGGACGUCGGCAUAUGCGCCGAAGCCGCGGCGGGGGACAAGCACGCGACGGCCGCCGUGGCAGACUUCCACUACACGGGGCAGGGCUGGGUGUGGAACCGGCUCGCGGGGGCGCGGUUCCGCAUCCCGCAGUACGACGGCUACCUGUGCCCCGAUCUCGACCUCCCCAUCGCCACGGACGACGUGAUCGAAGAGCCCAAACCGCGGCCCCAGCUCAAGCCGUCCCCCAUGCCGCCCAUGCCCCCGCCCCUGCCGCCUCCGACGGCGAUAACGUCCGGCGAGAGCAUCCCGUCUAGCUCCCUUAGCAUCCAGGUUAAGCUAGACAUGUUCCCCCAGCCCCCGCGGAAGCCUUUUCCCAAGAACAAUAACAACAGCAAGAAGAAGAAACCGGGUCUGGUGCACGACCACAUAGAUAUAAUACAGAUGAAGAAGCAGACCCCGGGAUUCGUAAGGCUAGUUAAAGAAGAGCAGCAGCAGCAGCAGCAGCAGAAUCCGCUGAGCCCGGAUAAGUCGUCGGAGAUCUCGCUGGACGAGCUGCGGAGUCGGUUGUCGCAGCUGCUGGGGGUUUCGUUCGACGAGCUUGAGAGGUUCUUGGAAGCUCCCCGGUGUGUGUAA
Molecule: messenger RNA, 1719 nt
Organism: Daldinia caldariorum
Lineage: Eukaryota; Fungi; Ascomycota; Sordariomycetes; Xylariales; Hypoxylaceae
Exons: 4
Coding region: 1-1719 (572 amino acids)
Source: RefSeq, a predicted model, not a curated record